Messenger RNA from Durusdinium trenchii, 5361 nucleotides. NCBI's taxonomy places the organism in Eukaryota, Dinophyceae, Suessiales, Symbiodiniaceae. The record is from the annotation of a GenBank genome assembly.
AUGGCGGCCGAUGGAGGUGUGAUGAAAGGCUGGCUCAUGAAACGCAGUCAGCAGCUCCUUCAGUGGCGCUGGCGUUACGUGAGCCUCACCGGCUCCAAGCUUUGCACCUUCACCACGGAGAAGGAGGAUGUCCUCACCAAUGAGGUGGAGCUGCAAGGUGUGGAAGUGGAAGCCGCUGAUUUCUAUCUCGCAGCUCCACUGAAGUACGGCUUCAUGGUGGUCACACGCGACAAGACCUUGCGCUUCGCGGCCGAAACCCCCGAGCUGCGUGAGGAAUGGAUGCGGGCCAUUGCAGAACCUCCGGAGGCGGCCCCACCGGAGGCCGCCGCGCCGGCCGCGCUGGCCGAGCCGGCACCGGGCGGGUCGCCCGCACCGGCGGUGCCCAAGAAGGGCGUCAAGGGCCCUGGAAAGGGUCCCAAGGGCAAGAGCAAGGGCAAGGGUGGGCCGAAGGGCAAAGGACCAGGAAAAGGCCCGCCAGUGCCAUUGCUUGGGAAAGCCGCGCCGAAGAAGGCCUCCGUCUUGCCGCUGGGCCGAAGGCUUUCGGUCCGGAUGCUCACACCUGCGGAAGCUGCCAUGGAGGCAGCAGAGGAGACCCGAGAGGAGCCCUGUCCGGUGGAGGUAGAUUUGGAGGCGCUGCGGAAUGCCUUCGGGACCAGCAGCCGGUCCUCCUCAUCCAAGCAGACUCCGCGCCUUCCGGCGGAGCUGGGCCUGGAACUGCUGCCGCGCCGCGAGGCGCAGAACGUGGCCAUCGUCCUGAAGAAGCUUCGCCGCGACAUGGACUUGGACACUGAAGGACUGGCCACCUCCUUGGAUCAGCUCCACCCGGGCGACUGUGUGUUGCCGGCCGAAGAGUGCGAGCGAUUCAUCCAAGUGCUCCCGGCGCCUGAGCUCUUGCGGCCGUUGAAGGAGUAUUCGCAGGACAUCUCCAAGCUACGGGACAUCGAGCGCGAGCUGCUGCCCUUGGCGAAGCUCACACGGCUCCGCGAGCGCUUGCGGCUGCUGUGGCUCUUUAAGACCUUGGACAAGCGCUUGACGGACGCCAUGCAACAGAUGACUCUGGUGCAGAGCGCCUGCAACGACGUGCGCAGCUCUGAGGUUUUAAGGAGUUUGCUGCAGAUCAUCGAAGUGCUUUUCAACUACAUCAACUAUGGUCAAGCGCCGGGCGGGGAAGCAAAUCGUCGGCGGGUGGAUGUGCAAAGUCUCACCCACUUGGUGGAGACCCGCUCGGACCCAGAACGAGCGCCCUUCCCGAAGUUCCACAUGCUCCACUUUUGCAUCCAAGAUCUACUCAAGCAGCACCCGACCUUCACUUUGGCUCAAGCCGAAGAGGAGUUGAGGAACCUCGCGGGUGCGGCCUUUGUCAACUUGGCGCAUGAGAAGUUGGCGCUGGAAAACUUGCAGGAAGAUCUGAAGUUUGUCCAGACUGAGCUCUAUGGCCACCGCGAGGAGUACCGAAAGAAGGAGGAGGUGACGACGCCCACGUCUGAAGGGCCCCCGAAGGCGGUGACCUUCGACUUGGAGGAGAACGACACGGCGUCGGAGGACGAGAUGGGCCGUGAGACCUCCGAGGACUCCAUCCAGCGCGAGCGGUCGCCGCGGCGGAGCACGGUGGGGCAGCUGGUGUCGCAGGCCAUUGACACCUUCAGCUUUGCUGAAGACUGGUGGCACGGCAGCGCCAUUAUCGGUGUGAACGAGAAGGGAGGCCCCGAUGCCGUGCUGCCGCCGGACGGCGUGCCCCCACCCCCGGGGAUGCUGCAGCGCUGGCGGCCCUCAGGUCGCUGUAAGCCCUACUUGUGCGAAGUUCGUGGUGCCUUGUUGGUGCUUUACAGGGUGAAGACCUUCACGAGCAGUGCUUCGCUCCGAGGCACCUUCUACGUGGUGCUGCCGGGCGCCGAGCUGCAGCUCUUGGACUCGCUCUACGCCACCGACUUCGCGCGGCAGCUCGCACGCGAGCGGAACAGCAGCGGGCUGGAGCUUCAGACCACCGACGGCCGCACGGAGUACUUGUUGGCCAAGACCGCCAAGGAGACCACCCGGUGGAUGGACUUUUUGACCUCCCGCAGCCAACAAUGGGACGCCGGCUUCGUCUCGCACUACUUGGGCUGGGGCUUCAUCAGCUCCUGUUGGAGACGCCUUUUGUGCGUCCUCGACCGCCCCAAUCGGCGGCUUUUGGGCUUCUCCCAGGUGCGGAACUACGCUGAAGGCCUCAAACCCGACUACUGCUGGGAGCUUCCCUCCAAUGCCAACGUUUAUGCCUUUGAUGCAGAGAAGAGUUCAGCAGCGGCCAAAGGACUCUUGUCCGUGGCGCCCAGCGGCUUUGAAAUCGAGCUGUCGGAUGAGCAGCGUUUGCAGUUCUCUUGCGACUCAGUACAACAUCUACAUCGCUGGCUCGAGGAGCUGCGGAAGUGCUUGCAACCGCCGAUUCUCACCGACUUCCUCAGCGAGUCCAACGACCCGGUCAGGCCACGCAGGAUGACUGGCGCGAUGACGGGCACCGCUGCACCACUGAGGGAGGCGGAGCUCUUCGACUUAUUUGCCGAGCAGUCGCCGAGCAAGCCAAGCACCGCCAAGAACCUGUCCUUUUCAGUGGUUGAAGCGGGGCCCAGUUUACCCAGCACUCCCAGUGGGCACCGGCCGGAACAGCUGCGGAAGCGGUUGAUGCUCUCGGUGGGUGCCGUCGAAGGGGAGCCCGACACCCCGCGGGAGAAGUCCGUGGAACGCGCCAACUCCGAUGAUGAGGUGCCUCCAAGGGCGGCUUUGGUGGCCACCAGCAGCUUUUGCGCCCUAGGUGAUUUGACCAAGCCCGAGCAGGUGCCCGAUGCUUUGUCGCAGCUACACCAACUGGAGGUGGAGUUGCAGGGCGUGGUCGAGACCUGGUCGCGGACCUUGUUGGCCACCGAGGCCGAUGGCCGUGCCUUACUGCGGUCCUUUGGUCUCAAUGCGCAGCCGGAGACGCUGCACGACGCCUCACAGCAGCUCCUACAGGCCUUGAGCACGUUUCAGCAGCAGCUUCGCGUGGCUUGGGCAGAAGUGGAGCAACACCGUGCCGGACGUCCUUGUGCAAGUCCCCGCAAGCCACUGGGGCACGCUGUGCGGGCGGACGCCGAAGCCAAGCCGGAGGCCGCCGCCCUCGCGGAGCACGACGCGUCGUGCGGCGGAAGCGCUUCCGCCUCCAGCGAUGCCACCGUGAGCGACGCCGAGGAAUGCGCCAGCUUUGUGAGUGCCCAGGGCGACGGAACCAGCGAUGCGCACGCUGGUGAGGAGUGGAUCCAAGCGGAACUUGAGCCGCAGGCGAAGUCUGCCCCGUCUGCGCCAUCUCCAGCCGCCCCGAAGAAGGGUGGCAAGGGCCCGAAAGGUCCUGGACCCAAGGGCGAUGGCCGCGGUGCCGCCGUGCACAAGGGCAAAGGCGGCAAGGAAGCUGGUAAGGGGCCGAAGGGCCCGCCAGCAGCGAAAGGCAAAGGAAAGGGCCCCCCGCCUCCAGGUGGCAAAGGAGUACCCAAGCAGGCCUCCGCGUUGCCCUUAGGGCGCCGCUUAUCUGUGCGCAUGCUAACUCCGGGUGAAGCGGCUCUGGCUGAAGAGGAGGAACCUGGUGAGGUGGAAGUGGACUUAGAGGCCUUACGCCACACCUUCGGCCCGGCCGCGUCCUCGAAGCAGCCACCGAGCUCCAAUUCGCGCGUGACGCAAGAGCUGGGAGUGGAGCUUUUGCCACGAAGGGAAGCGCAGAAUGUGGCUAUUGUGCUGAAGAAGUUGCGUCGAGACACCUAUUUAGACACGGAAGGAUUAGCUGCCUCUUUGGAUCAGCUGAAGGCCGAUGACUGCCCGCUGCCUGCGGAGGAGUGCGAACGCUUCAUCCAGGUCUUGCCGGCGCCAGAGCUCUUGCGCCCGCUGGCGGAGUACAGCAAGGAUGUCUCCAAGCUACGGGACAUCGAGCGCGACUUGCUGCCCUUGGCGAAGCUCACGCGUCUCCGAGAGCGGCUGCAACUGCUGUGGCUCUUCAAGACCUUGGAGAAGCGGCUCUCGGAUGCCCUGCAGCCGAUGCGGAUCGUGCAGAGCGCCUGCGCGGAAGUUCGCAAGAGCUCAGUGCUGAGGAGCUUGCUGCAGAUCAUCGAAGUGCUUUUCAACUAUAUCAACUAUGGUCAAACCCCGGCCAAGGGCGAGGGGCGCUCGACACGGCGGAGGGUGGACGUGCAGAGCCUCACCCACUUAGUGGAGACCCGCUCGGACCCGGGCCGUGCGCCGUUCCCCAAGUUUCACAUGCUCCACUUUUGUAUCAAAGACCUGCUCAAGCAGCACCCCGAUUUUACCAUGGCCCAAGUGGAAGAGGAGUUGCGACACCUGUCGGAUGCCUCCGUGGUCAACCUGGCGCACGAGAAGUUGGCCCUAGGCCGCUUGCAGGAGGACUUGCAGUUCGUGAAAACAGAGCUGCACAGUCACAGGGAGGACUACCAGAAGGCGCGAGGUGAUCAGGAGCUCCCAGCCUCACUCCCGGAGCCAACGGAGCGGAUGCCAAGCAUCGAUGAGGUGCCGGAGAACUCCAGCCCUCCCGUGCCUCCGUCGCCGCCCCCGGAAGUGGCCCCCGAACCGGUGAUCGAGGAAGACCCCGGACUCGGCCCUUGGGUGCUGGUCGAUGACGUGAACGGCACGGAGCUUUUUGAGAUCUUUGCUGAUCCGUCUCCAAGCACCACUGGCCAACCUCAUCUCUCCUUCAGCGUAGAUGCAGCACCGGGCGACCAUGCACAAGCGCCGGAGUGUUUGAAGCUUUCGGUGGGAGGAGGCUCCACGAGUCGCUCGCGGCGUGAAGAGGUCGCCAGUGAGGAGGCCACGUGCAGCUCUGCGAACGCAGGCUGUGCAGAAAAGCAUGCUGUGAGAUCACCCGAGUGCCCCGUGGAGAAGGCGCCAAGCCUCGCUCCUAGCCUUUGCGGGCUUGGAGGCUUCUUUCGUGGCUUGACCAAGAAGGAAGAGAAGGUCCCGGACGCCUUGUCUCAGUUGGAGCGCUUGGAGGUGGAGAUGGACCGUGUGGUCGUGCAGUGGACGAAGACACUGGCCGCCACUGAGGCCGACUGCCGCGCGCUGCUGCGGUUCUUCAGGCUCGGUGGCACGACCGUGGACGCGGAGCUGCACGAAGCCUCUCAGCAGCUGCUGCAGGCGCUGAGCACCUUCCAACAACAGCUUCGUGUUGCUUGGACAGAAGUGGAACACCAUGAAAAGCCCAAGAGUAGCCCCCGCCGGAGAGAGAAGCUGGGGGAGGCGCCCGACACAGAGAGUGAGGAGACGGCCAGCGAGAGUGAGAAGUCAUUCGUGAAAUCGCUGAAACGCUUGGCGCCACGAGGGGAGCGUGUAGCUGGUCGUGGGCCACGGUGA